Molecule: messenger RNA, 2418 nt
Organism: Blumeria graminis f. sp. triticale
Lineage: Eukaryota; Fungi; Ascomycota; Leotiomycetes; Helotiales; Erysiphaceae
Source: the annotation of a GenBank genome assembly
AUGAUAGAAGAAUUAAAUCCUAGACCAUCUAGAGAAGAGAUGGCAUGGCAGUCUCUGUCAGGGCUGGGCUCGACUCAGGGAAAUGGAGCCAGCGGGCCUACAGAAGCACAGCAGCAAGUCCCGAACCAAUCUAUCGGAACGGAGUACACACUUCAAGGUGUUAUGCGAUUUCUGCAGACUGAGUGGCAUCGACAUGAACGCGAUAGAAACUCCUGGGAGAUUGAACGGCAGGAAAUGAAAGGGAGGAUAGCAAAGCUUGAGGGAAGCACGCGGAAAAGUGAUGCUGGAAAUCGAGCCUUAAAAAGAUAUAUCGAGAUUCUGGAGGUGGCCCUAAAAGAUCGAGAUAAACUUGUCCAAGACUUGCAGGCUGAAAGAGAUGGUAUUCCAUCAACGGGAGAAAGAAAAGAAAAGAUUUAUCAGAAUAUCAGUGAAGAUGUACGACCUGAAAACCCUUUGAACUGGAAUCAGAGCGUCAAAGAUGCCGAAAAGAAGUCAAGCGAAGAUCCAAGUCGAGAAAGCAUGAAAGAAUUUCUAGAUAAAACACAAGGAGAACUGACGUAUUUAAUGUUAUCGCCCUUGAAUCCUCUACCGCCCAGACAGGCUACAGAUAACAACGCCUUACACCCCACAUUUGGGGCAUACUCGAGCCAAACAGGCCCAGAAGCUGCUUAUCAGCACCAAAAUAGGCAAAGAAAUGUGCAUACCAAUAUUCCUCGUUCCUUAUCAAGAUCUCACCCUUCAUCUCAAACACCUAUCUCGGAAUUCUGCAGCUCGCCUGAUGAACAACAGUUCCCAAAUAGUCGUGCUCAAGAGCGAGACUCCAAGCAAACAGCCCCCGGCCAAUCUUCUGAAGAAAGAGUAACACAAAUAAAUCAUAUUUUUGAUCAAUAUGGCAGGGAAAUGAGUAGCGACGAAGAAAAAAGAACAGAAGCAAACGGAUGGAAUUUCAACGAUGCAGUAACUUACCCCGACGCGGAUUCUAAAACACAUCGGCCUGACACCGACUUAUUUCCUGUAGCUCAAGAUCCGCCAAGGUCCCCUAAUCGAGUGGGAUCUAAUCGAAGAAAAGGCCUAUCAUCGCGCAGGAAGUUUCUAGAACAAGAAUCAUUGCAAGGAGUUGAUGGAACGGAUGACUGUAAUUUUAAAGUUAGAUUUGGUCUGAGAGGGCACCUUGAUGCAGUUCGCUCCGUAAUUUUUACAGGUGGUGGAAGUCCAGGUGAACCUGAGAUCUGCACAACUGGAGAUGAUGGAACAAUUAAACGUUGGAUUAUUCCUGGUAGAUACGAAAGCCAGGGAACGCAAAACAAUGACCUGGAUAUUCAGAGUAGCUUUACACACCGAGGUCAUUCUGGUGCGGUUAUGUGCCUAGCUUCAUGGUCGCCAUCUCAAAAUAUAUCAAGUGGUUGUCGAGCGCAAGGUGAUGGCUGGAUAUUCUCCGGCGGACAAGAUGCUACAAUUAGAGUUUGGGAACGAGGCAGAGUUGAUCCGAAAGCUGUACUUGAUGGUCAUACCGAUGCUAUUUGGGCUAUUUGUGUCUUACCUGGGACUGCUAGCAGUGUUAUGGGCCAGAGCAAACCCUCAUCUGGACCAGGUCGGAUACUACUGGCGUCGGGAAGUGCAGACGGGACUGUAAAAGUCUGGUCAGUUAGCGCGCCACCGCAACAAACCUCACCGCAACCAGGAGGUAGACGCGGUAGCCGUGCAAGGGGAAACUCAAUGUCUUCAGGAUCCGGCUUCCCGUCUUCUCCUCAACCUAGUCUUGCUUCCAAUUCACCUUUUAAUUACACACUUGUUCACUCUAUCUCGAGGCCAAAUAGCACUGCGUCGCCAACAUGCAUUACCCCAUUAUCUGCAUCCGAAGAUGCAUUCGUAGUCUCAUAUGCAGAUGCAGCUGUAUUAAUAUACGAUACCCGAACCGGAGAAGAAAUAAUCUCGAUGGCUAGUCUCGAAACAUACGAUAAUACAAUGGCAACUGGAGUCAAUGCUGUUGUUGCAUCUACGAUAGACCCAAAUGCUUUUUUUUGCUUAGAUGCUGGCACAGAAUAUAUAGAAGACGAGGAUAUAGUCAUGGGAGCCACUGGCUCGAGUGGUGUAAUGGAAGGUAUUAUUAUUUCUGGUCACGAAGAUCGAUAUAUUCGGUUCUAUGAUGCUAAAAGCGGUCAAUGUACAUAUAGCAUGUUGGCACAUCCAGCCGCAAUAGCAGCUCUAUCCCUAUCUCCAGAUGGAAGAGAACUUGUCUCUGCAGGACAUGAUGCGAGCCUACGGUUUUGGAGCCUUGAGAAGCGUAGCUGUAUCCAGGAGAUAACUAGUCAUCGACUAAUGAGAGGCGAAGGCGUUUGCAGUGUAAGUUGGAGUAGAGAUGGAAGAUGGGUGGUAAGCGCUGGUGGGGAUGGAGUGGUAAAAGUUUUUGCAAGGUGA